Messenger RNA from Rhodamnia argentea, 1000 nucleotides. Its product is annotated as organ-specific protein S2-like. NCBI's taxonomy places the organism in Eukaryota, Viridiplantae, Streptophyta, Magnoliopsida, Myrtales, Myrtaceae. The coding region runs from base 44 to 763 and encodes 239 amino acids. The transcript is spliced from 2 exons. The record is from RefSeq and is a predicted model, not a curated record.
CAUUCUCAUCUUCAAACAGAGAAGCUCAAACACACAAGGAGAGAUGAAUUCUCAAGUAUCUUUCGCGAUAGUCGUCGUCGUUCUGAUCUUCACUGCCACAACAGAUGCAAGAACAGACCCAGGGGAGUACUGGGUGAGCAUCAUGAAAGAAGAGCCCAUGCCUGAAGCAAUUGAAGGGCUCCUCCACGUGAUCAACCCUGCAGCAGAUCAGCCGCAUCUCACGUCUCUCCCCAGGAAGAAGGAGGCCGACUGCCACGGAGACAACAAGGUAGAGGACCACAAACGAAACGCUGGUGAUUUCAAGCCCGAUGUCACAGCGUAUGGGAAUGAUGCUAUGCUCAAAGAGGAGAAGUUCACGGAGAAUUUCGAGCCGAGGCCCGACGUGUCAGCAUAUGGGAAUGAUGCUAAGCUCAAAGAGAAGAAGUUCACAGGUGAUUUCGAACCGAGGCCCGACGUGUCAGCAUAUGGGAAUGAUGCUAAGCUCAAAAAGAAGUUCACAGGUGACUUCGAACCGAGGCCCGACGUCUCAGCAUAUGGGAAUGAUGCUCAGCCCAAAGUGAAGAAGUUCACAGAGGAUUUCGAGCCAAGGCCCGACAUCACAUCGUAUGGGAAUGAUGCUAAGCCCAAAGAGAAGAAGUUCGCGGGUGAUUUCGAGCCGAGACCCGAUGUCUCAGCUUACGGGGAUGAAACAAGGCUCAAGGAGCAGAAGUUUGCGGAAGACUUCGAGCCGAGACCCAACGUGUCGUCUUAUGGUCAGGACUGAUGGUGAAGAGAGACAACAACGAGGUUGUUUCGGCGGCUUUAUGUGAUGUAUUAAUAUUUCUGUGCAGUAAUGUGAAUGUGUGUGUCGAACAAAGCUGUCGAUUCCGACAUACGGCGAUGGCGGCGGUCACAUAUAGUGUGGCGUGUUCCGGUUGUGUCUCUUUCAUCUUCUUGCAAAUUCUCAUGGCCUGAGCUAUUGCGCAAGUUGAGUUAUAUGGUGAAAAUAAUACGUGGUUUU